This is a messenger RNA of Boeremia exigua, 687 nucleotides long. Its product is annotated as thioredoxin-like protein. NCBI's taxonomy places the organism in Eukaryota, Fungi, Ascomycota, Dothideomycetes, Pleosporales, Didymellaceae. The transcript has 2 exons. Bases 1 to 687 code for a protein of 228 amino acids. The record is from RefSeq and is a predicted model, not a curated record. Gene Ontology annotation, molecular function: oxidoreductase activity.
AUGGGCUACGACUCCACCAUCACAUUCACCCUCGACACCAUAUGUCCCUGGACAUACAUAGCGCUCGCGCGCCUCCGCCGCGCCCUCGCCACCCACCGCACCACCAACCCCGCAUCGCCCGUGACCUUUACCCUGCACAUUGCACCCUACCAGCUCUACCCGUCGUUCCCGCGCCAAGGCACCGAUAAACACGCCUGGUACCGCGACGAGAAAUACAGUGGUUCCGAGGCGCGAUUCGAGAAAUACGCCGCUUACAUGUCCGCGCUGGGCAAGGACGAGGGCAUCGCGUUUGACUUUGCCAGCGGGGACAUUGCGAAUUCAUUCCCCGCCCACCGCGUGCUCCAGUACGUGCAGGCCACGCGUGGGCCGGAGGCUGCGCUCGAGGGGCUCGGGAAGGCGUACAGCAUGUAUUUUGAGCAGGGGGCACAUCCGAGUAGUAAUGCGACGCUGGUCGAGGUGUGUCUUGCGGCGGGGUUGAGUGGGGAGGAGGCGGAAAGGGUGGCGCGGGAUGAGGGCGUGCAUGCGGUGGAGACGCGCAUGGCAGUGCAGGAGCAGACUGGGAAUGGGGUAGACAGCGUGCCCUACGUUGUGUUUGAGGGGCGGAGGAGGGAUUUCACGCUUAUCGGGGCAAAGGAGGUCGGAGAAUAUGAGAAGAUCUUGAAGCAGGUGGUCAAGGAGGCGAUGUAG